This is a messenger RNA of Sphaerodactylus townsendi, 2807 nucleotides long. It is a transcript of the gene TH, whose product is annotated as tyrosine hydroxylase. The record is from RefSeq and is a predicted model, not a curated record. Gene Ontology annotation, biological process: dopamine biosynthetic process from tyrosine. NCBI's taxonomy places the organism in Eukaryota, Metazoa, Chordata, Lepidosauria, Squamata, Sphaerodactylidae. The transcript is spliced from 13 exons. Gene Ontology annotation, molecular function: iron ion binding; tyrosine 3-monooxygenase activity. The coding region runs from base 19 to 1530 and encodes 503 amino acids. Gene Ontology annotation, cellular component: axon; perikaryon; cytoplasm.
UCCAGUGCACCAGCAAGGAUGCCAACCCCAAACAUUUCCAGUUCUUCAGCCAGAGGCUUCCGGCGGGCAGUAUCAGAGCUGGACUCCAAGCAAGCUGAGGCUAUUCUGUCACCACAGUUCAUUGGCAGAAGACAAAGCCUCAUUGAAGAUGCCAGAAAGGAGAGAGAAGCUGCGGCUGCUGCAGCUGCUGUGGCUGCUGCUUCUGCAUCUGAGACUACUGAGUCAACUGAAACCAUUGUAUUUGAAGAGAAGGAUGGGAUGGCCAUAUUGAACCUUCUGUUCACCCUCAAAGGAGCCAAGACUUCAUUGCCAUCACGGGCACUUAAAGUUUUUGAGACAUUUGAAGCCAAAAUUCAUCAUCUUGAAACAAGGCCCAGCAAGAAAUUACGAGAGGGAGCUAGAGUGGGAGCUAUGGAUCUGGAAUACUUUGUGCGUUGUGAACUGCGCAGCUGUGAUCUGAGCACACUCAUCAGUACUCUGAAAAGGGUUUCAGAAGAUGUAAGGAGCACAAAAGAAGACAAGUUUCAUUGGUUUCCAAGAAAAAUCUCUGAGCUGGAUAGAUGUCACCAUUUGGUUACUAAGUUCGACCCUGAUCUGGAUCUGGAUCACCCAGGAUUCUCUGACCCAGUAUAUCGGCAACGAAGGAAAAUGAUAGCAGAAAUUGCCUUCCACUAUAAGCAAGGUGACCCAAUUCCACGUGUGGAAUACACAGCAGAAGAAAUCAAUACCUGGAAGGAGGUGUACAGUACAUUGAAGAGUCUGUAUCCUACUCAUGCCUGUAAAGAACACCUGGAUGCCUUCCAUUUACUGGAGAGAUACAGUGGUUACAGUGAAAAUAACAUUCCUCAACUGGAAGAUGUCUCCCAAUUCCUAAAAGAGAGAACUGGGUUUCAGCUCCGACCUGUGGCUGGACUGCUCUCAGCUCGUGACUUCCUAGCCAGCUUGGCCUUCAGGGUAUUUCAGUGCACACAGUAUAUCCGCCAUGCAUCCUCUCCCAUGCACUCCCCAGAGCCGGAUUGCUGUCAUGAACUUCUGGGACAUGUACCAAUGCUGGCAGACAAAACAUUUGCACAAUUCUCCCAGGACAUUGGACUCGCAUCCUUGGGAGCAACAGAUGAAGAGAUUGAAAAACUUGCAACUCUUUACUGGUUCACAGUGGAGUUUGGUCUCUGCAAACAGAAUGGAAUCAUCAAAGCUUAUGGAGCUGGGCUCCUCUCUUCCUAUGGGGAGCUAAUACAUUCUUUGUCAGAUGAGCCAGAGCUGCGGGACUUUGACCCUGAUGCUACUGCUGUGCAGCCCUAUCAAGAUCAGACCUACCAACCUGUUUAUUUUGUAUCAGAGAGCUUCAGUGAUGCCAAAGCUAAACUCAGGGCCUAUGCAGCACGCAUCAAGCGUCCAUUUUCUGUGAAGUAUGAUCCGUACACAUUCAGCAUUGAGCUCCUGGACAGCCCACAGAAAAUCCACCGUUCCCUGGCAAAUGUCCGUGAUGAGCUCCACUUGCUAAUUGAUGCACUGAAUAUUAUUAGUUAACAUAAACAUGUGGAUGACACUUUUCUUCUCCAUGCUAAUGUUGAAUCCUGCAAUGGCUUCUUACAAAGGCUUCUUGACAUUGUGCCAAUUGGGCCAAUAUCUUCAACAGAAUUUCUUUUAGGGUUUUUGUUGCUGCUCAUCAGCAUAUUAUUCAACAAUCAGGCAUAUUUAGCGAAAAGCUACAUUGAAGAGAGGAAAGGAGGCUUAAGUGUCUUAAAUCCAGAAUCACCUGAGGAUCUUUUAUUUUAGCUUUGAGGGUCUUUUCUGCUAGCUUCAAGUUAAUGUGGAUUUGGUGCAAGGAGUGUCAAGUUAGGACAUUAAAAUAAAUGGAACAUUAAAAUAUGCAUUGCAUAUUGCAUAUACAUUGCAACUGGGGAAAAAAAUCAGGUCUUCUUUAGCUUUUUAGUGAACAUAUGAAGUUGCCUUAUACUGUGAAACCAUGGUAUUGUCUGGUGGCUGACAGAGGCUCUCAAUGGUUUUAUAAAGAAAAAAAUCUUUCCUAGCAGGCACUUUUUAUCAAAUCCUCUUUCCAAGGAACUCAAGGUAGAAAACAAAUUCACCUUCCCCAUGUUAUCUUUAGUGUAGUCCUGUGACAUAAAUUUAGGCUAAGAGAAUGACUAGCCUAAAGCCUCCCUAGGGUUUCUGGGCCUCUUACUAUGGCAGGAGAACAGUACUAUGCACAGAACAAUCCUUAGCAUAUUUUCUCAGAAGUAAGCCCUGGUGAAUUCAGUAGGGGGUAUCCUCUGGUAAAUAUGCUUAGUCAUGACCUUCUAAUUCUGCAACAUAACAAGAGUGAUUUUACAUAAAGAUCAAAAUUUAUUUUAUAAAUACCCUGUAAUUGCAAGAAUCAUUGCAACCAAUUUUAUGUGAUGACAUAUAGGGAAAGACCUCAGCGUUCUAACUGAUACUAUAUAAUGCAAUGAACUCUUCAGUUUGACAAUCCUCAUCUCUUAGUCUGGGAAGAAAUCCAGCAGCCUGAAACAAACUCUCAUACUAUGCAGUUACUCCUAUCAAAGUGCAUUUAUUUCAAUGGGCUUAGAAUUGAGUGACUUAGCAUAGGAUUAUAUUGUAACAAACACAGUCUGCAGUUGUAUGUGAAGGAACCUUGGGUUAGAAGUUGUAUGUGAAGUUGUAUGUGAAGGAACCUUGGGUUAGAAGGACCCACUGAUAUAAUUCUUUACAGGGACCAGCUAGAACAGGGGUCUGCAACCCGCGGCUCCGGAGCCACAUGUGGCUCUUUCAGCCUUAUACUGCGGCUCCCUGUGGCCUGGAGGUUG